AGCACACACCCCUCGCGCGUCGCUCCUGGCCCCACCCGGCCACCGUCGCUCUCUAGAACGCCGCGCCCGUGACCCGGAAGAGCAUUCUCCCUAGCAACUGCGGGACUGCGGCGGUGCCGGCCUCCGGGGAGAAAAGUGAAUGACAGCAGAGCUGCUCAAAGUGGGAACUCUGAGCUGAGCAGUGGAGGUUUCCCUGGAUCUGGAGAGAAGAUUGACCUUGGAGCCAAUAAUGAGCCAUCCUGACCACAGAAUGAACCUCCGGCCCCUGGAGACACCCACAGGUGUGUCUGCUGUGGCUGGCCCACAUGACAUUGGUGCUUCGCCAGGUGACAAAAAGUCAAAGAGCAAGUCCACGCGAGGGAAGAAAAAGAGCAUGUUUGAAACUUACAUGUCCAAGGAGGAUGUUUCGGAAGGCUUGAAGAGAGGGACACUCAUCCAGGGUAUAUUGAGAAUUAAUCCAAAGAAGUUUCAUGAAGCCUUCAUUCCUUCCCCGGAUGGUGAUCGAGACAUUUUUAUUGAUGGGGUCGUUGCUCGUAAUAGAGCCUUAAAUGGGGAUCUGGUGGUCGUGAAACUGCUUCCCGAGGAGCAGUGGAAGGUAGUUAAACCAGAGAGCAAUGAUAAAGAAACAGAAGGUACCUGUGAAUCAGAUCUCCCUGAGGAGCUCUGUGGACACCAUCUCCCACAGCAGUCCCUGAAAAGCUGUAAUGACAGUCCUGAUGUCAUUAUAGAGGCGCAGUUUGAUGGCAGCGACUCAGAAGAUGGACAUGGCAUCACACAAAAUGUGCUGGUUGAUGGUGUUAAGAAACUCUCAGUUUGUGUUUCUGAAAAAGGAAAAGAGGAUGGUGAUGCACCAGUUACAAAUGAUGAGACCACCUGCAUUUCACAAGACACAAGAGCUUUACCAGAGAAAUCCCUGCAAAGAUCAGCAAAGGUGGUUUACAUCUUGGAGAAAAAACAUUCUCGAGCAGCAACUGGCUUCCUCAAACUCUUGGCUGAUAAGAACAGCGAACUGUUUAGGAAAUACGCCCUGUUUUCUCCCUCAGACCACCGAGUGCCUAGAAUUUAUGUGCCUCUCAAGGACUGUCCCCACGACUUUGUGGCACGGCCUAAAGAUUAUGCCAACACACUGUUCAUCUGCCGCAUUGUGGACUGGAAGGAGGACUGCAAUUUUGCUCUGGGGCAGCUGGCUAAGAGUCUUGGGCAGGCUGGUGAAAUUGAGCCUGAAACAGAAGGAAUAUUAACAGAGUAUGGCGUGGAUUUCUCUGAUUUCUCUUCGGAAGUUCUAGAAUGUCUUCCUCAAGGUCUGCCAUGGAGAAUUCCACCUGAGGAGUUCAGCAAGAGAAGGGAUUUAAGAAAAGACUGUAUCUUCACCAUUGACCCAUCAACCGCCCGAGACCUUGAUGACGCCCUCUCCUGCAAGCCACUCGCUGAUGGCAGCUUUGAAGUGGGAGUUCACAUUGCCGACGUCAGUUACUUUGUUCCAGAGGGAUCCGAUCUGGAUAAAGUGGCUGCUGAGAGGGCCACAAGUGUCUACCUGGUUCAAAAGGUGGUCCCCAUGCUUCCCAGGCUGCUGUGUGAGGAGCUGUGCAGUCUCAACCCCAUGUCCGACAAGCUGACCUUCUCUGUGAUCUGGACACUGACUCCAGGGGGCAAGAUCCUUGAUGAAUGGUUUGGCCGGACCAUCAUCCGCUCCUGCACCAAACUUAGCUACGAGCAUGCGCAGAGCAUGAUUGAAAGCCCCACUGAGAAAAUCCCUGCGACAGAGCUGCCUCCCAUUUCCCCAGAGCAUAGCAGCGAGGAGGUACACCAGGCCGUCUUGAAUCUCCACGGAAUUGCCAAGCGAUUACGCCAGCAACGCUUUGCAGAUGGCGCACUUCGUUUGGAUCAGCUAAAGCUUGCUUUCACUCUGGACCAUGAGACCGGAUUGCCUCAAGGAUGUCAUAUCUAUGAGUACCGCGACAGCAACAAGCUCGUGGAGGAGUUCAUGCUCUUGGCCAACAUGGCGGUGGCCCACAAGAUCCACCGCGCCUUCCCGGAGCAGGCCCUGCUGCGCCGGCACCCCCCGCCCCAGACACGGAUGCUUAAUGACCUGAUGGAAUUCUGUGACCAGAUGGGGCUGCCCGUGGACUUCAGCUCCGCAGGAGCCCUCAAUAAAAGCCUGACCCAAACAUUUGGAGAUGACAAGUACUCACUGGCCCGGAAGGAGGUGCUCACCAACAUGUGCUCCCGGCCCAUGCAGAUGGCACUGUACUUCUGCUCCGGGCUGCUGCAGGACCCGGCUCAGUUCCGGCACUACGCACUCAACGUGCCCCUCUACACACACUUCACCUCGCCCAUUCGCCGCUUUGCUGACGUCCUGGUGCACCGCCUCCUGGCUGCCGCACUAGGUGAGGGGUGUGAUCGGGGCCCGGGCAGGCCUGGUACAGCUCGGCAGGGUGUGCGGGCUUUGGGGACUGUGCUUAUUAGGAACGUGAAGGAAAGGCCAGCGAAUGGUCCUUGGCCGCUCUGGAAACUGUGUCCCCUGAAGACAAGGGAGAGAACUGUCCCUGACCCGGCUCCUGCGCUGGGCUUGGUGUUUGCACUCCAGGCACUAGCCCUGCGGUCCCACCACUUCCAGAAGGUGGGCAAGAAGCCGGAGCUUACGCUGGUCUGGGAGCCUGAGGACAUGGAGCAGGAGCCAACGCGGCAGGUCAUUACCAUCUUCAGCCUGGUGGAGGUGGUCCUGCGGGCAGAGGCCACAGCCCUCAAGUACAGCGCCAUUCUGAAGCGGCCAGGCACGCUGGGCCACCUGGGCCUUGAGAAGGAUGAGGAAUGUGACAGCGAGCCUGAGGACUGAGGUGCCAGCAGAGCUCCACCCACCGCCUGCGCCACCUGCCGGCCCCACCGCGUUGGCUUUAGGAAUAGAACCUCUUGACAUGGAGGGAGACUUUUAAUUUGGUUUUUAACAACUCAGGGGUUUGUUUUUAUUUAAUUUUUGCAGCUCAACUUUUAAACAAACUGCAGGGGAGAGGGUGGGGCUGGAAGGAAGGCUGAGGCCUGGUCAGCAGUGACCCCAGCAGAGCAGGCCCUAGUCUUUCUGGGAGGCCAGCUCCCCUUUUCUCUGGGCCCUUCUGCCCUCCUCUGCCCAGGAAACGGGGGUUUUCAGCAAAUCAGUGUCACAGAAUAAAAUCAAGUGUGAAGUGCCA
Messenger RNA from Cebus imitator (Panamanian white-faced capuchin), 3185 nucleotides. It is a transcript of the gene DIS3L2, whose product is annotated as DIS3 like 3'-5' exoribonuclease 2. The transcript is spliced from 20 exons. The coding region runs from base 230 to 2836 and encodes 868 amino acids. The record is from RefSeq and is a predicted model, not a curated record. NCBI's taxonomy places the organism in Eukaryota, Metazoa, Chordata, Mammalia, Primates, Cebidae. Gene Ontology annotation, molecular function: 3'-5'-RNA exonuclease activity; RNA binding. Gene Ontology annotation, cellular component: P-body; exosome (RNase complex). Gene Ontology annotation, biological process: miRNA catabolic process.